Messenger RNA from Tetranychus urticae (two-spotted spider mite), 743 nucleotides. Lineage: Eukaryota; Metazoa; Arthropoda; Arachnida; Trombidiformes; Tetranychidae. The record is from RefSeq and is a predicted model, not a curated record.
AGCAAUGAAUAAAAUAGCUAUUUGUUUAUUCUUUGAAGUGAGACAAAAGAAGUGAGAAAGAGCGGUUUAAAGUGUGAAAAAGGAUUUGGCUAAGCAAUAUUAACUUGAGUGUAUCUAGUUAGUUAACUUGAUUACUUGUCAUGAUGGUGUUAAUCAUGGCAAAUAUUAAUUAUUUAGUGAUUUUAAUUUGUUCAACCGUCUUUUUAUUGUCCUCGUUUGUAUCAUCUCAACAGAAAUCAAAAAAUGCUGGAGAUCCAAGGGAAUUUUAUAACUACGCUGUUUAUUUACGAACUCAUCAUCCGGAAUAUUAUGCCAAAAAUUAUUAUGGAAUUAUUGGUCACUAUAAUAAAUUGAUAAGUGCAACUGAAGCUAAACGUAAUCGAUCAUAUGGAGGAAUCUCAAAGAACAAUAGGAAAUUGAAACGGAACGGUCCAAGUGUGCCCAAUGGUCAACCCAGUCCCUCAGUUUCAACUACUCCGACAAUUAUAACAACACCAACUACAACAACUUCUGAUGCUACACAACCACUAACAACAUUAACAUCAACUACUGAAGCGAGAGCCACUAUCGAAGUUGCAAAUGUAUCUGUACCUCCUAAUGGGACAUCUCUGGUUGAGAAUUAGCGUCCAUGGAAACUUAAAAUCGGAAGUAAAAUUGUUUAAAGAUCCUCUAGGUCAUUGAAUAACACUGUGAGGCCAGAGGAAACUACUUUCGCAAGCGCUAUAAGUGAGAGUAAAGUUAAA